AUGUCUCAACAAUCACGUAACCACGCAGCGUUGCCCUUCAUAGCACUGCCAUUCCGGCAGCCCAGAGGCGGCAGAGACCCCUAUCACAAGCCAAUCUGGGCAGGUACACAAAGUGCCAGACAGCACGGCCCGCAGGCAGAUCUCGGUCGGUCAGCAGCGGUGACUCGGUGGCUGCUGCAGCUUGCACUUGCGGUGGAAGCCCGCGGUCCCAUGACAACAGAAAAUCAAAAGCCCAUCAUGCUCAGUACGCCAGCAUCGCCAUGCGGGACCCCAAAACACGGCACGACGGUGACCGCGGCCGUAAGGCGACUGGUCAGUACAGGGCAGCAUCCGGCAGGAGAUGGCCAUUCCGAAGCCUGCCAAUCAUGCUCCGAUACAUGGCCUUCUCCUGUGACCAGUGCGAUGGUUACCCCUGGGCCUGGAUGA
Molecule: messenger RNA, 426 nt
Organism: Verticillium alfalfae VaMs.102
Lineage: Eukaryota; Fungi; Ascomycota; Sordariomycetes; Glomerellales; Plectosphaerellaceae
Exons: 2
Coding region: 1-426 (141 amino acids)
Source: RefSeq, a predicted model, not a curated record